This is a messenger RNA of Lathyrus sativus (Indian pea), 1641 nucleotides long. The record is from the annotation of a GenBank genome assembly. Lineage: Eukaryota; Viridiplantae; Streptophyta; Magnoliopsida; Fabales; Fabaceae.
AUGGUAGGUUUCAACUCUCAAUCCUACGGGAUGCAAUCCAUGCUCAAAGAAGGUCACAAGCAUCUCUCCGGUCUCGACGAAGCCGUUCUCAAAAACAUCGACGCCUGUAACCAACUCUCCACCAUCACCCGCACUUCCCUCGGCCCCAACGGGAUGAAUAAGAUGGUUAUAAAUCAUUUGGAUAAACUUUUUGUGACGAAUGAUGCUGCUACGAUUGUGAAUGAACUUGAAGUUCAACAUCCUGCUGCUAAGAUUUUGGUGUUGGCUAGUAAGGCGCAACAGGAGGAGAUUGGUGAUGGUGCUAAUUUGACUAUUUCUUUUGCCGGCGAGUUGCUUCAUGGUGCCGAGGAGCUUAUUAGGAUGGGUUUGCAUCCUAGUGAGAUUAUUAGUGGAUAUACCAAAGCUAUUAAUAAGACUGUUGAAAUAUUGGACGAACUUGUUGAGGAAGGUUCAGACAAUAUGGAUGUCCGUGAUAAGGAGCAAGUUGUUUCUCGAAUGAAAGCAGCUGUUGCCAGCAAGCAAUUCGGUCAAGAAGAUACUAUAUGCUCCCUUGUUGCUGAUGCAUGCAUCCAAGUGUGUCCAAAAAAUCCUGUAAACUUUAAUGUGGACAAUGUUCGUGUUGCAAAACUCUUGGGAGGAGGCCUGCGUAACAGUACAGUUGUUCGGGGAAUGGUUCUGAGAAAUGAUGCUGUUGGUAGUAUAAAGAGAAUGGAAAAGACAAAGGUUGCUGUGUUUGCGGGUGGAGUUGAUACAUCUGCAACUGAAACUAAAGGAACUGUUCUCAUACAUUCAGCUGAGCAGCUAGAGAAUUAUUCAAAAACUGAGGAGGCUAAAGUAGAGGAGCUCAUCAAGGCAGUAGUUGAUUCUGGUGCCAAAGUGGUUGUAAGCGGAGGGGCAGUAGGAGAGAUGGCUUUACAUUUUUGUGAGCGUUAUAAGCUUAUGGUUCUGAAAAUCAGUUCUAAGUUUGAACUGCGUCGAUUUUGCCGUACAACCGGUGCUGUUGCUAUGUUGAAGCUUAGUCAACCAAAUCCAGAUGAUCUUGGAUAUGUCGAUUCUAUUUCAGUUGAGGAAAUUGGUGGUGCAAGGGUUACCGUUGUUAAAAAUGAAGAAGGUGGCAAUUCUGUGUCAACUGUUGUCUUAAGAGGAAGUACUGAUAGUAUACUUGAUGAUAUUGAAAGAGCAGUUGAUGAUGGAGUGAACACUUACAAGGCCAUGUGCAGGGAUAGCCGUAUUGUGCCUGGAGCUGCUGCAACUGAAAUUGAGUUAGCUAAGCGGGUGAAAGAAUUUUCUUUCAAGGAGACAGGAUUGGAUCAGUAUGCUAUAGCAAAAUUCGCUGAAAGUUUUGAGAUGAUUCCUAGAACUUUGGCUGAGAAUGGUGGGCUAAAUGCAAUGGAAAUUAUAUCUUCUCUCUAUGCAGAACAUGCAUCAGGAAACUCCAAAGUUGGCAUUGAUUUGGAAGAGGGUGUUUGUAAGGAUGUCACAACAACACAUGUUUGGGACCUCUACGUGACUAAGCUUUUUGCUCUUAAAUAUGCUGCUGAUGCUGCAUGCACUGUUCUACGGGUGGACCAGAUUAUUAUGUCUAAACCGGCUGGGGGACCUGGCAGGAGAGAGCAACCUGCUGGCAUGGACGAAGACUAA